AUGGCAUUGACAAGAUGGGAAAUGAAUGAUGUUUUCCUUGCAUUAACAAUUAUUUGCUUAAUUGGAGCUAUUAUUACUUUAACAAUUAUAUUUAUUAUAGUUAAAUGUCAAUAUAUUAGGCAUUACAGAAGAAGACAUUCUUCAACAUUAUUAAAAGGUGCGGGAAUUAAAAGUACUAAAAGUUGGAAAUGGAGAAAAGAAGGCCCAAAAAACAAUUCUUCUGUCGCAUUUAAUCCAAAAACAAAAGCAAUAACAAUCGAAUCUGAUGGACAAAUAGAAUGGAUUGAUGAUAAUAAUUCUGAGCUUGUUUCUCCAACAAUUAAAGUCAAAACACUUUUACAUACAACAAAUUCACAAUUAAAUAGCUUAAUAAUUAAUCCUCCCCCUUCAAAUAUUAAUGAAAAAAUAAAAUAAUUGAAUAAAAAAUGUUUUUUGUCUAUAAUUAAAGGCCAAUAUGUACAUAUGUA
Molecule: messenger RNA, 467 nt
Organism: Meloidogyne enterolobii
Lineage: Eukaryota; Metazoa; Nematoda; Chromadorea; Rhabditida; Meloidogynidae
Source: the annotation of a GenBank genome assembly